ACAAUUUUCCUGUAAAAUAUGACGAGUUCAAAAUUUCACUCCCAAUAAUAAAUUGCUCAUCUGGGAAAACAAUUUUCUCUUUCCGCAUAAAAAAAUCGUGUUUUUAAUCGCUGACACUUAUCUGAGUCUUGUCGAUCAAAAGAUGGCAUCAGAAAAGUCCAAAGCUGACCCGGAAGUCCGUUUCGAGCGUGGAAUUCCACUCAAUCAUCGAUUUACUGGAGAAAUUUUCGACCCACCAGAACCUCUGCUGCCUGAAUUGGCUGCUGCUGCUGCUCCAAAGAAAGUGACGCCAACCGCUGGUUCGUAUGCCAUCGAGCGCUUCGUUCUUCCCGACGAUAUCGAAAUCCCUCCAGAGUCGAUGACUAAUGAGGGCGAGUUUUUUCCCUUCAACUUGGACGAGGACAAAAUGCCUCCGUUUAUUCUGGAUCGUCGCGACGUUUUGAAACACAUUCCUAAAGAAUUGUUGGAAUCUGAGGGGGACAAACCCUACGUGUUUACUCCAGUCCAGAAAGACGACAAAGUGAAGCCUGAACCGAGUGGAAACUUCAAUCAAAUGAUGGACACCGAUGUAACCAAACGAUUGGCCGAUGUGAAAAUUAUCGCCGCCGCGAACGCUGCAGUUGCAGAGGUCCGACAAUUGCAAGAAGAGCAGGAAAAGUUUAAAGCUGCCGUCGCUCCGAAGACUCCGAACAAGGCUGGCAGCAUUGUCGAGCAGAGGUCACGAUCUCGCUCAAAGUCAAAGGGAAAACCGACAACUCCGGCUCCAAAAAGUGCGACCCAGAGUUUCCGCAAGUAAUGUGAAGCUUUUUUUGCAUAAGAAAUCCUUCUUAUUUUUUAUUGAUGUAUGUAUGAAACCACAAAAUUUUCAUUUUUCUCAACUUUUCAUAAAUUCGAAAUGUAAUAAGAAACUGAUA
Folsomia candida is the source of this 914-nucleotide messenger RNA. RefSeq lists its product as uncharacterized. The coding region runs from base 143 to 796 and encodes 217 amino acids. Lineage: Eukaryota; Metazoa; Arthropoda; Collembola; Entomobryomorpha; Isotomidae. The transcript is spliced from 4 exons. The record is from RefSeq and is a predicted model, not a curated record.